Molecule: messenger RNA, 2998 nt
Organism: Papaver somniferum (opium poppy)
Lineage: Eukaryota; Viridiplantae; Streptophyta; Magnoliopsida; Ranunculales; Papaveraceae
Product: probable ubiquitin-like-specific protease 2B
Exons: 15
Coding region: 243-2720 (825 amino acids)
Biological process (GO): proteolysis
Molecular function (GO): cysteine-type peptidase activity
Source: RefSeq, a predicted model, not a curated record
UCAAUGUAGGAUAAAUUGACAUUCUCCAUUUCUUCCCAUUGCUUCUCCAAAAUCUAGGGCAUCUUUUUAAACUUCAACGCGAUUUCCCUAAACCGUGAAGACUUUUUUUCCCCUUCUUCUUCUAAUCGUCGAGGAUGUUUCAGAUCUUGUGAUUAUCUUUUACUAUCAUUACAACUUAAACCCUAGCUAGCUCCAAUUACUCAGUAGUGACUGGUUUUUUGGUGUCUCAAUUUUUGUGCGCAAUGGAAGAAAACUCAGAUAAUGAAAAAUUCGACGCUUUUGAAUUUAAUACUGAUGAUGAAGCUGUUGAAUUGGUCUCUGAAAAAUUCGUCGAUAAAUUCACUAGUAAUCCUGCUUCGUUGUACCUUCAACCCGUUUCUAGUGAAGCUGAUUUUCAACCAAGGAAUAUGGAUGACAUUGAUGUGCAAGCCAAUGACUUCUCAGAUGAAGGUGAUUCAAGCUCUCCAUCAUCACCUUCUUCUUCUGAUCUUGGCGAAAACGAAGGCUAUUUAGAAGAUCCAGCGUCUCAUUCUUUUUCUGAUGGUCUGGAAUUGGAAUCAGUGGAUGUGGUAGUUGUUUCCCCUGAUUAUAUUACAUUUAGGGACAAAUAUUGUACAGAAUCCUCGCUGAUUUUUUCCAGUAGUGGUGUUACGCUCGAGGGUACAAAUACACUUGGAGAGAAGGAAUGUUUUAGAUCAGAAUGGUCAAUUUAUGAUGUCACUCAUAUUGAGUCCAAGUGGUGUGUUAUGGUUGAUACAGCUCUAGUUAAGCUCCAUGUAAGAGAAACUACUGUAGUGGGAGAUUCACAUGGGCCUCCAGACGUUGUUGUAUUAAACUUCGCAAUUUAUGAUGAUCGGUGGGCUCGGAAGCAGGAAAAAAUCACGUCACUGAAUGCAAGAUACAAGGCGGUAUGGUAUGAAGUGGCAGGCAACGGAGUGGCAAGGUUAGAAGGCAACUGUAUGGGUCAAAACAGCACAUUCUCUUUGGAGCGCUAUUUACACGAAAAGCAUUUUGAAGAUGUCAUCUAUCCAAAGGGCGACCCUGAUGCUGUUUCUAUAAGUAAGAGAGAUGUUGAUCUAUUAGAACCAGAGACUUUCAUCAAUGAUACUCUCAUUGACUUCUAUAUUAAAUAUCUGAAGAAUAAGAUCCAACCUGAGGACCAGCAUAAGUUCCACUUUUUCAAUAGUUUUUUCUUUCGCAAGCUAGCUGAUUUGGACAAAGAUCCAUCUAGUGCUUCGAAAGGCAGGGCAGCUUUUUUACGUGUUCGGAAAUGGACAAGAAAAGUGAAUCUUUUUGGAAAGGAUUACAUUUUCAUUCCUGUAAAUUAUAAUCUUCAUUGGAGUUUGAUUGUCCUUUGCCAUCUUGGGGAAGUGGCUAAAUCUAAAGAAACUGAUGACUACCACAAAAUGCCCUGCAUACUGCAUAUGGAUUCUAUCAAAGGAAGUCAUAAAGGUCUCCAAAAUCUAAUUCAGAGUUACUUAUGGGAGGAGUGGAAAGAGAGGCAAGCAGAAUCAUCUGAAGAUCUAUUAUCCAAGUUCCUAAAUUUACGGUUUAUCAAUCUCGAGCUGCCGCAGCAGGAGAACUCGUUUGAUUGUGGUCUCUUCUUGCUACACUAUGUGGAAUGUUUUCUGGAAGAUGCUCCAAAUAGCUUCAGCCCCUUAAAUAUACUAAAGUCUUCCAAUUUCCUUAACAUCGACUGGUUUCCACCUUCUGAAGCUUCUCUUAAGCGUGCUCGUAUGAAGAAAUUAAUCCAGGAACUUGUUGAUGAUCAUUCUCCUGUAACCCCUGAACCUGCUUCUAGUGAUGGACUAGCAUUUCUUUGUGGGAGGAGCAGUUUGUCCGGGAUUGGUGAUAAUAAUUCAUUUUUACCUACCGUGGAACCAGGCAUUGAAAUGAAUCUUUUGGAAAGAACACCUACAAAUGAUGUUCAAUUUGGCAACGAUCAAGGAUCGGUUUACAGGGAGUUUUUUGAGCCUGGAAGUACAGCUGAAACAUUUCCACAUGAGCAGUAUCGGGCCUUUGAUCAGCAUUCAGUUCCUCACACGUCGAAGUAUGGUAUGUCACCAAUAGAGGAAGGAGAAGAAUCCCAAGAGGGGAUUACUUCACUAUCAGGUGCAGCAGGUGGCUGGGAACCAGGUGAACUGACAUUUGAAACUUGUUCAACCUCAUACGUGUCAAAAACUGUUGGAGAAGCAGAGCAAUUAUGUAAUCUAGGUGGCUUCUCCUUGCACCUUGAAGAACAUAAUGAUAACUCAAUCCCUCCUGCCUCCACCUUUGGGUACCAGGAUUCAUCUGAAGUAAGGUUUGAUAUGCUCUCCUUAAGCAGAGAAAUCGCACCACAAAGUCAGCAAGAACAAACAGAGGAAGCAAAUGCCUUCCAAGAUAAUGUUUAUGGUUCUUGCCUCACUGAUAAGGCGAAUAAUUUUAUGGUUGAAGGAUCCCAAGGAAUGGAAAGUAACACUAACGUAUUUGAGAACGAAGAAUAUCUCUCUUGCAAAGGCAGCUCUCCAGCUGCCAUAUCCUGUGAAGAGAAGAAUUUUUUAAGUGAAGAAAGAAAUCCUCCAGGAGAUGACUUGCAAUUAAAUGGCGGUGGUGCAAGAUCUGGAUUAAGUGAAGACCAUCAAGAUGUGCAACUACUAGAAGAUGAUUUAAAAUCAGAACUAGAUGAACAUAAUCAUAUUGCUAAGAGGCCAAGGCUUAUGCUUUCUAGUGAAGGCUAAAAAAUGGUUCACCAGAUUCAUGUCCAGAAUGUGUUUAUUGCUCACACGAAGAUGCCAAUUUCUGAAUAUACAUGGUUGAGUAGUUCUGUAGUAUUCAUUUUUUUCUACGUGUUUUGCCUGCACCGUGCAGUGAAAUUUUCAUACCUUGUGUUUUACCUGACCUUGUUGUGAAUAUUUCUUGCUGGGGGCUCUCUACUAUAAAACAACGUUGGCCAUUGUAAUGUGUACUUAAUUAACUCCCAUUUUGUCAGAAAUGUAAACAUGCUCCGGUUCUUGCA